Messenger RNA from Phacochoerus africanus (Common warthog), 1705 nucleotides. RefSeq names its product alpha-2-glycoprotein 1, zinc-binding (gene AZGP1). Gene Ontology annotation, biological process: immune response. Gene Ontology annotation, cellular component: external side of plasma membrane. NCBI's taxonomy places the organism in Eukaryota, Metazoa, Chordata, Mammalia, Artiodactyla, Suidae. Bases 570 to 1508 code for a protein of 312 amino acids. The record is from RefSeq and is a predicted model, not a curated record. The transcript has 4 exons.
GGAAGCUGCAAGAGGGGUGUCUGGCCAUCCGCUUCCAUGAUGGAAAUUCCCCAGGCAGAGAUGGGAGGAAGGCAGAGAUGUGAAUGGUGCCCAGACAGAACUCUGGUGGAGCAGCAUGUGGGAGAUAGAGGGUUGCACCCUAGCCAGGGCCCAGCCUCUGGACAUGUUGUGAGCUUUUCUCGAGGGCAGAAGUGAAGUAUGGUUGGACAACAGCCAAACCCCACCACUCACCACAGGGAGGGGAUGUCACAAUAGCCUGGAAGGGUGACCCACAUCCCAGGCCUCAGCCACUUGCCACAUACCCGCAGCUCCCUGGCAUUCUUCCACCCAGGGCAGGCAGCGGUCCCAGUCCCCAGACCGGCUGGUUCAGCUCUCAAUUUGCAGAUCAGCUGCAGACUCACUGAGCACAGACUCCGCCAUCUGGGCACCUCUCAUUGGCCUGUGGAUUCACCGCCCCUGGACUGGGCUCAAAGCCCAGCCAUUCCCAUAACUACACCUGGCUCGAUCUCCACAUCCUCUGCUCCGAGCUCCAGGCUCUGGGGAAGUCUGGAACCUUCCAGCCAGGGACCAUGGGCACAAUGGCACCUGUCCUGCUGCCCCUGCUGCUCCUUUUGGGCCCUGCAGUCCCCAAGGAGACCCAAGCUGGGCCUUACACUCUGAGCUUCCUCUACACCGGGCUGUCCAGGCCCGGGAAAGGCUUCCCCAGCUUUCAGGCCAUGGCCUACCUCAAUGACCAGCCCUUCUUCCGCUACGAGAGCGAGGGCAGGAAGGCUGAGCCCCUGGGCCCCUGGAGCCAGGUGGAAGGAAUGGAGGACUGGGAAAAGGAGAGCGAGCUUCAGAAGGCCAGGGAGGACAUCUUCAUGGUGACCCUGAGAGACAUCAUGGACUAUUACAAGGACAGAGAAGGGUCGCACACCUUUCAGGGCAGGUUUGGCUGUGAGCUCCGGAACGACCAGCGCCAGGCAGCGUUCUGGAGGUACGCCUACGACGGUCGCGACUUCAUCGAGUUCAACAAAGAAAUCCCAGCCUGGGUGGCUCUGGACCCAGCAGCCGUGAACACCAAGCUGAAGUGGGAGGCCGAAGCAGUCUACCUGCAGCGGGCCAAGGCCUACCUGGAGGAGGAGUGUCCGGGGAUGCUGCGGAGGUACCUGGAACACGGCAGGGGCCACCUGGACCGGCAAGCCCCUCCCUCCGUGUCGAUCACCCGCCACGUGACCCCAGGACAGAACGGGACCCUCAAGUGCCUGGCCUAUGACUUCUACCCAGGAAGAAUCGGUCUGCGCUGGACUGGCGCUGGUGGAGCACAAGAGGCUGAGUCUGGGGGAGACAUUCUUCCUAGUGGAAACGGCUCUUACCAGUCCUGGGUGGUGGUGGGGGUCCCCCCUCAGGACAGAGCCCCUCACUCCUGCCACGUGGAACACAGCAGCCUGGCCCAGCCCCUCACUGUCCCUUGGGCGGGGCUGCAAGAACUGAGGGUGGGAGGCAACAUUGGGACUCCGGCCCAGUAGGUACCCUUGCUGUGGGACAGGAGCCAUGUGAACUCUGGCAAUGCCAGCCAAGGUGAGCAGCCAGGCCCAGGGGGCCGGGGGGUGGAUUCCCAGAAGAGUGCCAGCACUGGGCACCAUCACUGCUAAAUUGCCUUCCCAAAUCCCAUUAUCUAUGAGUAAAAUCAAUCAGCGGUCAUUGCAUGGCCUAGAACACCGUA